Messenger RNA from Corticium candelabrum, 824 nucleotides. RefSeq names its product glutathione S-transferase kappa 1-like. Gene Ontology annotation, cellular component: mitochondrion; peroxisome. The coding region runs from base 10 to 678 and encodes 222 amino acids. The transcript is spliced from 8 exons. Lineage: Eukaryota; Metazoa; Porifera; Homoscleromorpha; Homosclerophorida; Plakinidae. Gene Ontology annotation, molecular function: glutathione transferase activity; glutathione peroxidase activity. The record is from RefSeq and is a predicted model, not a curated record. Gene Ontology annotation, biological process: glutathione metabolic process.
AUUCGCAGUAUGAGUAAACGACAUGUUGUAAAGCUUUUCUACGAUGUAAUAUCUCCCUAUUCAUGGCUGGGCUUUGAGACUUUAUGUCGCUACCGUACGCUGUGGGCGCUAGAUCUUCGCUUCUGCCCAGUGUUUCUUGGAGCAAUUAUGGGAGCAACAAAUAUUACACCACCUGGGAUGAUCCCAAGGAAAGGUAAAUACAUGGAGAAGGACUUGCAGAGGCUUAAAGAAUUGUAUUGUGUUCCACUCAAUCUUCCAUCAGAUCCAGCAGAAGUGAUGUUUAAUAAAGGAUCUUUAUCAGCUCAACGAUUGCUAACUGCAACAAAGAUGUCUUACCCAAAUUAUGUAGAGAAUCUUUCUAGGGCCUUGUGGACGCGAGUUUGGUCAAAGGAUUUAGAUAUAGCAAGUCGGGGAAGUUUGAAGGAGGCAUGCCAAAAUUGUGGUAUGGACAGCAAAGUAAUUGAAGAAAUUCUUGGCCGUUUGUCGGAUCAAGAUGUGAAAGAUGAAUUGAGGAAAACUACUGAUGAAGUUCUGAGUUAUGGUGCUUUUGGUGCACCAACUAUAGUAAUCUUUAAUGAUGAUGGUAAAGCUGAUAUGUUCUUUGGUUCUGAUCGUUUUGAGCUGAUUGCUCAUCUCCUUGGUGUUCGUUGGCUAGGGCCUCACCCAUCGAAACUAUAAUAUGCAACAGUCAAACUGCUGGUAGGAUGUAUGGUGAAAUUGAUUAUUUAGCUGAUUAGCUAGAACAAAACAAUUGGCUAUUGUAGUUGUCAGUGCAUAUCACAUCAUUGUAACAUUGUUGUGGCAAUAAAACCCUGUUUGACAUU